Amoebophrya sp. A120 is the source of this 3251-nucleotide messenger RNA. The record is from the annotation of a GenBank genome assembly. NCBI's taxonomy places the organism in Eukaryota, Dinophyceae, Syndiniales, Amoebophryaceae.
AUGCGGGUCGUCCUGGAUAGGCGGGCCAAUCCGUGCGCGAAAGCGAUGCUGUGGCGUUGCGACAAGAGCCGGCCGCUUCGUGUAGCUUUGCUCGCCACCGCAGCUGGGACGCAACUCGCAUUCCUCUUUCCGAGGCUAGCCAAUGCUCAGGAUCAUGUCGGCGGCGCGCCACUCCCAUCAUCUGCAACGCUACCCGUCUCCGAGAAUGGCGCCGUCGACGAGCCACUUGUUCCCUCAGACGACCCCGACCGCCUCCCGCCCGCGUCGAACAAGCUGCUGCAAUCCUACUACACCUUUGGCGCCGACCGCUUCGCCUGCGACGGCCAGUGCAUGUACUGCUCCAGCUCCCACGCGCACGCCCGGUGGUCCCGCAUUCGGGAGGUUUUAACCACGUACAAGGAACGGCACGACCGCGCCGUCGCAACCCACGACUACAGCUUCGCCCAAGCCUGGCACUUUGAGUUGCAGGAGCUACUCGACUGGUCGUGGGACCGACACAAGUUCGAGUGCAUCCCGGGGAUCAUCAACUUGCGGCUCGCUUCCUACGGCUACACAUCUCUGCAGCAGUUUACCGAGCCGACCGACGACGUGAUGGACUGGCUGAUUCAGUUCAACGCCCACACAGGCGCGUUGGAUUUGCUGCAGUCCGCGUGGCCCCAACUGCUGCAAGGCGGGUGGCCGAUCUUCAUGCUGUUGGACGAGGUGAGCCGGAAAAUCCGCGGGUUUUUGAAUCCCAAGGACGAACAGGAGAAGGAAAAAGCGGCGGAAAGUUACCCCAAAUUGUGGCGGAAGUCGUUCUGCGACGCCGAGGACGCGGGGACGCCCUUUGUCGAGGAGUACUGGUCUCUGCUGAGAAACCUGCUCGACCGGGGCACGAACUUAGAAUUAGGGCACCACAUGGGGUUGGUCCUGAAAAGACCCAAGUGCGACGUUGGGUUGGCCACGGCCCUGCUCGGGGUGGCGUCGGAGUUGAUCAACCAGCACGAGAUCUACAUGAGCAGCAUGGAGGAACUGCACAACGUAAUUUUUGUCCUCGUCACCGCGGCGCAAGACUCCGUGAUCUCCUACACGAAGAAGGAUAGGUCGGACAUCUCGCUGUGGUUCGACCUGCUCUUGACCAAAUGGCCGAUCUGGAAGAUGCUGGACCGGCUGAGCUGCAAGUCCAGCAGCCAGACCUGCGUGGUGAGGUCGGAAGUCAGGUGCUACAGCCCGAAAACGAGGAGCUAUCUGGAUUGUCACAGCGUGUACGACAGACCGUCGUGGAAGCCGAACUACGCUUUGUGUGGGGAGCAUGACGUACUACCGUGAUUGAUGUUCUUCAUCUCGUCGUGAGUUCUGAUGUAGUUGAAAGAACGUUUCGUUCUUUUAUGCCAGUAGUUCGUGUACUGGUAGGAGCAAGUGCAAUCCUGAUCCUGUAUGAGAAAGUACUGCGAAAGAAAAAUCAAGCGACUUCUUUAUGUCUUCAAAUUUCUCAGACGUGCACCCUUCUGAACGGAACCAACAACCUGAAUUUCUCCUACUACGACACGGUGUCCUGCGUCGACUGGCGGCAACCGCGCGUCGGACACGAGUUCAAGCCGUUUCUGAGAAAACUCACGCACGACGACGAGCUGAGGGUAUGUUCCCAGUGCGGCCAGGACGGGGUCCUCCGGACGAUUUUCAAGAACAUCCGGUUUACGAAAACCCCGGUGGUAGAGAGGGACUUGCUCUUCGAAUUGCUGAAGAACGUGACAGUUUCCUUGAACGAGUCUGCGGCCGCGGAGGUGUUAUCAACAGGUGUGAACUACAAUCCGUAUCCGACCCAAGGGUUGCAAAUCAGCGGGUUGAACGGCACGACAUCGCCAACACCCGCCAAGGGCCGCGCGGCCGUCCAGAACGGAGAGCAGCAGGACACACGACUCUCCUCCACCUCCAAAACAGACGACACCACCCCGAAAAUGCUGUCUUCCCUGGAAGCCCCGCAAACUUCGAUUUUUGGCGAGGAGGAAGACCAGCUCCAGUCCGUCGCGACGGAGCUGCUCACCGCGGAAAACCACAUUUACGAGCAGCCCUUCUUCAUCGAAUUCGGCGCCCGGAAACCGCACAUGCUCAAUUCCGCUUGGCUGCGGGAGCACUGCGGGUGGAAAGGACUGCUGAUGGAUUUCCAGCCUGGGGGCACAAAACACGGAGGGUGCGGGGAGGGCUGUGUCGGCAAGGACUUAGUGGAAAACGAGUUUAUCACGGCGGAAAACGUAAAUGACGUGUUUCGGAAGUAUAGGGUUCCGCGGGAACCAGACCUGCUCACGAUCGGUAUUGACAAAGUCACAUGCUCGUCGUAUUUUAGUUUUGCCCUAGGUGAUGAUGAAUCCGUUUUGGAAUUCAAUCCUUGUUGCGUUUAGGUGAUGAUGAAUCCGUUUUGUCUGGUGAAGUUCAAUUUUGUGACCGCAUAAAAAAACUAGAACUUCUUCACAUGUUACAUCCAAAACCAAUAGACAUCGACUUCAACGAUUAUUGGGUCUGGAAAGCGAUUCUGGAGAAGAAAGAAUUCUUCCCGCGCGUCGUGGCCGUGGACUACAACGCAGAUUUAGAUUUGGAGGACACCAAAGCCGUGUACUACGACGCCAAGGGUGAGUGGGACGGAACCAGGUACACCACCGCGAGUCUGCACGCCUACUAUUUGCUCGCGCAAAAGCACGGCUACGAGUACGCGUACAAUUUGGAAAUGGGGAGUCACGCCUUUUUCAUCCGAAGGGACCUGUUACACGAAAGUGACCACAACCUCCCCAUCCGUGCAGUGCGGAAACUCAGUCACAAGGCCGACUACUCGAAGAGGCCGUUUCUAGAUACGCUGUUUUCCAGUAUCGGAAAUGGGCGGCUGAACAAGUAAAGAAUGAACGUCGGUCGCCUUGCUAGAGAAGAGCUGCACGACCACGAGUUUUCCAGUUUACGGGAUUUUUUACCUAGCGAAGAGUCAUCGUUUUUUUACGCAGAAUUUGUCUAGUACUAGAGCUGCAUCUAUUGAUUUGCAGUGCCGCGGCCGCCGAUAUUUUUGAGAAUAAAGAUUCAGCUCAGGAAAUAGAAAAGAUUCAAAGCAGAUCGCAGUUUGUUUGUGUGAGUUUGUCCAUCGAAGAUGCACGAGAACGCGUUGGACCAAAGUUAGUAUGUUUCUGAUUUUCGUUCAAUGAUGGAUUUAGAUGAUGUGGCCAGCAAAUGUGCUUCCCUGUUCUCUCGUGGCGCUACUCCGACGCCUUUUAUGGUAUUCAGUUCUUGUU